GACGGCACUAACAACUUCGACAUUCUGAAACCGACUGCGAGACAGCGAGCAUAUCGACAUUGACCCACUGAGGCAUUGCGGGAACGCACUGUACGGAAUCUGCAUCACUCCGGACCGCUGCUACCUCCUCCAGACAUCAGCAUUCUGCUGCCACUUGGGCGUUGAGUCACUGCAAAAUCAACAAUAUCAAGCACUUCACAUCACCUCACUCCCACAAUGCCCGGCGCGGUGCUGGGCCAGACGCCCUCGCUCCGCACCUUUCUCAAGUCCCAAAAGUCACAAGACGUCGACACAUCAAUCGAACUGCUCGUCUCGCUGCUCAAAAGACGCCAAAUCCGCAACUCGCGCCCCUGCGCUAUCGCCACCGCACAGCUUCUCCUGCGAGUCGUCGGCAGCUCGCGAUGGAAGGACUCACAGUCACUGAUCCGCCGCAUCCGCGAGGUGGGCAGGAAACUGGUGUCCGCACAGCCGCGUGAGAUGGCCGUGGGCAACAUUGUCCGGCGCGUGCUUGGUGUGGUUCGCGAGGUGGCCGAAGACGACACGGACGAGAAUGCAUCGAGUGAUGGCAUCGGCAGCCCUGCACUCGGCGGAGCAACGCAGCGCCCUGCUCUGCCUACGCAUCUUUCGAGCUUCAGCCCUCUCCACCACGGCGCUGCGCUUCCACAGCAGACCAUUCCUGGCAUCAGCAGUCCGGCAUCCCCAUCUAUCGACGGAAGCCAAGAGCUCCCACCACAACGACCUCACGUGCCUUCUUCGGCUGCAUCCUACGCUGGCCAAGCACCACAUACCGGCUCCUUGUUCGGUCUCUUUCAGCAACCCUCAGGUCUCUCCCCCAUGGCCACGCCACCGAUGGGCUCUGGGACUGCAACGCCGACGCAAAGAGCCGCGAAACAAGACGACAAACCGAAGAUUGACCUCCGAGCCGAAGUGUGCUCGGGUAUAGACGAUCUUCUCGAGGAACUCGACAUCGUGGACACGCAGAUCGCUGAGUCCGCUCUCGAUCACAUUCACAGUAACGAAAUUAUUCUCACACACACCUCCAGCCAAACAGUGCAACGCUUCCUCGCAGCAGCCGCUAAGAAACGCAAAUUCACUGUCGUGCAUGCUGAAGCUUACCCCAAUGACCAUCAAAUCACCCACUCCACUAUUGUCAACGGCGGUACGAAACAGAACCUCAGCGACGAAGAAGACUCGCCACAAGAUCGCUGGAAACCCCUCACCCAACUCGGCAUCAAGGUCAUUGUCAUCCCGGAUACUGCCGUCUUCGCCCUCAUGUCCCGCAUCAACAAAGUGAUCAUGGCGCCUCAUGCCGUACUCGCCAACGGCUCCCUCAUCGCCGCCUCCGGAGCUAGCACCAUCGCGCAAGCGGCCAAGGUUCACCGCGUCCCCGUUGUGGUGCUCUCGGGUGUCUACAAGCUUUCUCCCGUGUACCCUUUCGACACGGAAGAACUCAUCGAAUAUGGUGAACCGAGUCAUGUAGUUCCCUACCAGGAUGGAGAGUUUAUGGAUCGCGUGGAUGUGGUCAAUCCCAUUUUUGAUCAUGUGGAUGCAGAUUUGGUGGAUUUAUACAUUACCAAUUUGGGAGGACAUGCACCAAGUUUCCUCUAUAGGAUCGUGGCGGAUCAUUAUCGGGUGGAAGACAUUGACUUGAGUGCGAAAGUCUGAUUGUGAGAUGUCAACGUUUUACCGUGCUAGUGCAGUCGACUAUGGUUUUCAGGGUAUGGAAUAUGACCUUGUGAGUCUGAAAGAAAAUGACAAGCUUGCGGCAGCUGCAAUGCCAGCAGACUAGACACCCUCCGUCAAGUCGACGAGAGCUUCUGCUUUCCGCUUCUGCCAUCAGCUGUCAGCUAUCCCGUUCCUCCUCAACUCCUUAAUAUUUGUCAUAGGUGACCCAAUUGGCG
This is a messenger RNA of Cercospora beticola, 1901 nucleotides long. RefSeq names its product translation initiation factor eIF2B subunit beta (gene GCD7). Lineage: Eukaryota; Fungi; Ascomycota; Dothideomycetes; Mycosphaerellales; Mycosphaerellaceae. Gene Ontology annotation, biological process: translational initiation. The record is from RefSeq and is a predicted model, not a curated record. Gene Ontology annotation, cellular component: eukaryotic translation initiation factor 2B complex. Gene Ontology annotation, molecular function: translation initiation factor activity; guanyl-nucleotide exchange factor activity.